Molecule: messenger RNA, 2346 nt
Organism: Cladophialophora psammophila CBS 110553
Lineage: Eukaryota; Fungi; Ascomycota; Eurotiomycetes; Chaetothyriales; Herpotrichiellaceae
Exons: 4
Coding region: 1-2346 (781 amino acids)
Biological process (GO): DNA-templated transcription
Molecular function (GO): zinc ion binding; DNA binding
Source: RefSeq, a predicted model, not a curated record
AUGGCUCAAUUCAUGAAGCCCAAAUUCGCUCGAGCGCCCAUUAAAGAAGCCGGUCGAGUAGCCUACUUGGGGGAGUCGUCAAACCUAUCAUUACUGGUCCAUGAUCGGCAUGGUACCACUGAUGUGGUUCACUACCCCUUACCUGAGAACAUCAGGGGCGCUCGCGCUCGCCUAACGGAGCCGGACCAGAUGGAAAUAGAGAUCCUGCAGCAAAGGGGGGCAUUCCUGCUUCCACCUCGUGCGUUGUGUGAUGAGCUCGUCGACGCUUACUUUCGAUGGGUCGCUCCUAUUGUGCCAGUCAUCAAUCGAAGCCGGUUUAUGAAGAGAUAUAAGGAUACAAAGAACCCGCCGUCGUUGCUGCUGCUGCAGGCCAUCUUGCUGGCUGGUUCCAGGGUCUGCACUAAUCCGCAACUGAUGGACGCCACUGGAUCGACCACGCCGGCUGCAAUGACUUUUUACAAACGCGCCAAGGCCCUGUACGAUGCAAACUAUGAAGAUGAUCGAAUUACCAUUGUCCAGGCUUUGAUAUUGAUGGGCUGGUACUGGGAGGGCCCCGAAGGUAAGGGCCUGGCGGUCACCGAAUAUGCCGACGUCGCCCGAUCUAACAUUGCAGCAGAUGUGACAAAGAAUGUAUUUUAUUGGACCAGGGUGGCCAUUGUCGUUGCCCAAGGUGCAGGAAUGCACCGAAGUGUGGAAAGUUCCCAGUUGAGUAGGCAAGACAAGCGACUAUGGAAGAGAGUAUGGUGGUCGCUUUUCACGAGAGAUCGAUCAGUAGCGGUGGCCCUCGGCCGGCCGGUUUCCAUCAACACGGACGAUUCGGACGUCGAGAUGAUCACGGAGGAAGACUUUAUCGAAGACGAGGGAGACCCGAACAAUGAUUAUCAGGCCGAUCCAGUGCACAUCCAGUUCUUCUUGCAGUAUGUCAAGCUCUGCGAGAUCAUGGGUCUCGUGCUUUCCCAGCAAUACUCGGUGGCCUCCAAAGCUCGUCGAACCAACGCGAUCGAUCUGACUCACAGCGACAUGGCGUUGGCGGACUGGUUGCAGAAUUGCCCUCGCGAGGUUUACUGGGAACGCUCACGCCAUCAUUUCUGGUCCGCACUUCUGCAUUCCAACUACUAUACCACCUUGUGCUUGCUGCACCGAGCCCAUAUGCCGCCGGCAACGGCAAAACCCCACGACUAUGAAAAUGUUGACAUGGCUUAUCCUUCGAGGACGAUCGCUUUCCAAGCUGCCGGAAUGAUAACCUCAAUUAUGGAAAACCUCCUUGCUCACGACCAAGUCAAGUACACGCCUGCGUUCAUCGUGUAUAGUUUAUUCUCUGCACUCAUUAUGCAUGUCUAUCAAAUGCGAUCUUCGGUACCAUCUGUUGUGGCUGCGAGUCAGGAGCGCAUCAACGUAUGCAUGAACGCGUUGAAGGAGGUGUCCAAAGUGUGGCUUGUUGCCAAAAUGGUCCACACCCUUUUCGAGUCCAUUCUCGGGAACAAGGUGCUGGAGGAGAGGCUCCAGAAGGCCACAGGGAAGAAGGCUCAAAGGGCCAAAAUCAACCAACGCGAUCAAGGUCAAAACCAAGCCAAUGGCAAUUCGAACGGGAUGGCAAGCGCCACACCUAUCCCCGCGCCGCCGCCAGCACCGCCGGCAAAUCCAGCCAAGCGCAAGUUCGAUGACAUCGACCUUGCAUUUAAUGUUGGACCACCCGCCCCUCAAAUGUCGUAUGAGCGGUCCCGGCCUCAAACACCCGCCGUGACGCCCUCUCGCGAGAUACCUCCACCACAGCAGCACAACUAUUUGGGCUCACCUCCACUGCAGAACGAACAAUAUCUUCCCCCCUCCCGGUCUCGAGGCGCAUCACGGUUGCCAUCGCGAGGGCCUACGCGGGCCAACUCCCCGUUCAAUGGGUAUUCGAUCCCUGCGACGCCGCCAGACUUGUUCCUAGUCACCAGAGACUCGCCAAACAUUUCACAACAACUCUGGGAGAACUUCCAGCCGGAUCAGCUAUUCCCCGAUGGCACGAUUGGGGAUGUUGUAGGGUUUAGCACAAGUCCCAUCCUGAAUCAUGCGGUGGAUCCUCAACUACAGCAACUGCAGGGACAGCAAACAGGUAUGGCAGGAGGCGGGCAACCAAUUCCACAUAUAGAUGUAUCAGGGCAAGGACCGCAGCCUCAAGUAUGGCCUCCCGGAAUGCAAGGGAUGAUGGGGGCAGGCAUGGAACUGCCAGACAGUGACGGAUGGUCGACGAGCUCACUCGGAAACGCACCUGUGGCGCCUACGACGCUCAACGUGGAGGAUUGGUUCCAAUUCUUUGGGAUCAAUGGCGAAAUGGCCGGCAUGACCAUGGACGGGACGUAA